Messenger RNA from Hydatigera taeniaeformis, 318 nucleotides. The record is from the annotation of a GenBank genome assembly. NCBI's taxonomy places the organism in Eukaryota, Metazoa, Platyhelminthes, Cestoda, Cyclophyllidea, Taeniidae.
AUGCCACCGAUCGCACACCUCCAUCACCUCUCUUGCCCUCCCCGUGGACAUCAGUAUCAGUGCGUCCCUCAUUCACUCGUUUCAACACCACAUCGUCGCGCACUGCCACUUCUUCACUCGCAUCGUGACAAAACAACACCACACGCCCUCCUCUCUUCACCUCACGACAUGAGGGGACGGGUCACCUCUGUUCGUUUGGGUGUCUGGUCGUCAACACCACUGCCUGAGGUGGCAAGUGCUGCCACCGAUAACGGUGAUGCUUAUGGUGGUGAUGAUGACGGCGGCGACGACAACGACGCCAACACCGUCGGUGGCUAA